AUGUUCUACUACGAUUCAGCUCAAAAAACUCUCAUAUCUGAAGUUUGCCAACCAUUUAUGUACAAUGGUUGUAAUGGUAAUGGAAAUCGCUUUGAUACCGCCGCUGAAUGCAAGCAGAUAUGCAUAGAUGGCAAUGGAGCUAAUGCACAACAAAGAGAUCCCAGUUCUGACCUCCACGCAGCCAUGAAAUCUGCAUGUCAAGCACAAUACGAUACGGAUCAUCUAACUCCACAACAAUGCAGCAAUGGACAGGGAUGCCAAAAUGGAUAUCAAUGCAACAGCGGAUUCUGUUGCCCUACACCAAGAAAGAAUUUCUCACUUAACAUAGAUAAGCUCCUCAAAAGUUACCUUUUAGGUUAUCUCUGCGGUCUACGCUAUGAUUCCGGGAAAUUCGCUGUUAAUGGCGAAAAGAGCGAUCGCUAUUUCUACACGAGCCAAUACAAAACGUGCAUGAGGUAAGU
This is a messenger RNA of Strongylus vulgaris, 461 nucleotides long. NCBI's taxonomy places the organism in Eukaryota, Metazoa, Nematoda, Chromadorea, Rhabditida, Strongylidae. The record is from the annotation of a GenBank genome assembly.